Molecule: messenger RNA, 2146 nt
Organism: Jatropha curcas
Lineage: Eukaryota; Viridiplantae; Streptophyta; Magnoliopsida; Malpighiales; Euphorbiaceae
Product: AMP-dependent synthetase and ligase family protein
Molecular function (GO): CoA-ligase activity
Source: RefSeq, a predicted model, not a curated record
CAACAGCCUGACGACCUAAACGACAUAACUGACAGCAAUAAAGUAUCCUAAAACGACAAAUCCCCUUCCGCUACAGUCAGAAAAUGGCGGAAAAUAUCAGCUUCCCCUCCAUUAAACUGUCUGUCUCUCGUCCUCUCCAUUUUAUUGCCACCACAACUUCGGUUUCAUUUUUUUUUCUGUAUCGCUAUCAAUGGCAACAAAAGCAUCGGAAACCGCCGUCCAUUCAAUUGAUCCAAACAAUGGUUUUUGCGAGGAAACCAGAACUUUUCACAGUCUACGACCACGUACUCCUCUGCCACCACUACAUGAACCUUUCUCCAUUACUCAACUCUCUCUGGCUCUCCUUCACUCCACCACCGCCGACCCAGCCGCCGUAACUUUUCUUGUGGACUCUAGCACUGGCGAUUCUUUAACGCACGCUCAAUUUAUUGAACAGACUGAAACUCUCGCUCUCUCUCUCAAAGCUCUCUACCCGUUUUCUAGAAACGAUGUCGCUUUCAUUUUAUGCCCUCCUUCACUUCAUAUUCCCAUUCUCUACUAUUCUCUCCUUUCUCUCGGUGUAACUGUCUCUCCUGCCAACCCACUCGGUUCUAACUCGGAGGUAACUCACCAAAUCCAACUCAGCAAGCCAAAAAUCGCAUUCGCCACCUCCCAAACAGCUCACAAACUCCCUUCUCUCCCCCUCGGUACAGUCCUCAUCGACUCGCCAGAAUUCCUCUCCUUGUUGACCAAAUCCAAACCCGCCGGCCGUUACCGAUUCGAACCGGUUAAAGUGGACCAGUCUGAUCCGGCAGCAAUUCUUUAUUCAUCAGGAACCACAGGGAAAGUCAAAGGAGUAUGUUUGACUCACCGGAACUUGAUCGCGUUGAUAUCUGGGUUUUGUCAUAAUAGAGGCGAGUCUGACCCCAACGAACCGGAACCUCACCCAAUAGCGCUGUUUACGUUGCCAAUGUUUCAUGUUUUUGGUUUCUUUAUGUUGAUAAGAGCUGCUGCGAUGGGAGAGACUGUAGUGUUGAUGGAAAGAUUUGAUUUUGAAGGAAUGUUGAGAACCAUUGAGAAGUAUAAGGUUAAUUACAUGCCAGUUUCGCCGCCGUUGAUUGUAGGGUUGGUGAAAUCGGAUUUAACUAAAAAAUAUGAUCUGAGCUCGUUGUUACUGCUGGGAAGCGGCGGAGCUCCUUUGGGAAAGGAUGUUGCCCAUAGAUUCAAAGAAAAAUUUCCACAAGUGGAAAUUGCAGAGGGAUAUGGGUUGACUGAAACUGGAGGCGGGGCAGCAAGGAUGUCAGAGCCAGAAGAGACCAAGAUGCAUGGUUCUGUUGGUCGUUUAGCUGAAAAUAUGGAAGCCAAGAUUGUUGAUCCUGUAACUGGAGAGGCGUUGCCUCCUGGCCAGAGAGGAGAGCUGUGGUUGCGAGGGCCAACGGUCAUGAAAGGUUAUGUAGGAGAUGAGAAGGCAACUGCCGAAACCUUGGACUCAGAGGGUUGGUUAAAGACUGGAGAUCUUUGUUAUUUUGAUUCUCAUGGUUUCCUCUAUAUUGUUGAUAGGUUAAAGGAACUGAUAAAAUACAAGGCAUAUCAGGUGCCCCCAGCUGAGUUGGAACAGUUACUUCAGUCCAAUCCUGAAAUUGCUGAUGCUGCUGUAGUUCCAUAUCCUGAUGAAGAUGCAGGUCAAAUUCCCAUGGCCUAUAUAGUGAGGAAACCAGGAAGAAAUAUUACUGAAGCUCAAGUUAUGGAUUUCAUUGCAAAACAGGUUGCACCAUACAAGAAGAUAAGGCGAGUUGCUUUCAUCGAUUCUAUUCCAAAAUCUCCAGCUGGAAAGAUUCUGAGACGCGAGCUGGUUAUUCAUGCUGUCUCUGGUGGUGCAUCCAAAUUAUGAUCCAUACGAUUAGGUUCCAACAACAGACAUGUCAAAAACUUGGCCGUACAGAAAAAUUAAUAUCAGAAUCUUCACCAUUACUGGUUGCAGUUAAACAACCGGCUAGCUGCUGCGGAGGUUUAUUAAGUACAGUUGCAAUCUGUAAUAUAGUUAUUCUUUGGGGUUAAAAGCUUGCCUGUGUAUUAUACAAUUAAAUGAUACUCUCUGCUAUUGGUGGAGAGCUGUUUCUGCUAGAUAAAUCUUUGAUUGUGCAGGCUCAAGAUCAGGUUUGGUCAA